Argiope bruennichi is the source of this 1930-nucleotide messenger RNA. It is a transcript of the gene Cdc16, whose product is annotated as cell division cycle protein 16 homolog. Lineage: Eukaryota; Metazoa; Arthropoda; Arachnida; Araneae; Araneidae. Gene Ontology annotation, molecular function: protein binding. Gene Ontology annotation, biological process: cell division. The transcript is spliced from 17 exons. The record is from RefSeq and is a predicted model, not a curated record. The coding region runs from base 12 to 1844 and encodes 610 amino acids.
UUUGAGUUCGAAUGCGAAUGGCAGGUGAAAGCGAGGGAAAUAGUUUGCAGUCGUUUUCUCCUAAAAAUGAGAGUAACACAACAAACGAUGUCAAUUUGGAAACGCUCCGAAGAAGAGUGCGAAAAUAUAUCGAAAUGCAUCUCUACCCGUCUGCUAUAUUUUGGGCCGAUAAAGUUGCUUCCUUGUCGAACGAAGAGGCUCAAGAUAUCUUUUGGUUAGCCCAAAGUCUGUAUUAUUGUGGACAAUUUCACAGAGCUGCCAUAUGCAUAAAAUCAAGAAAUUUACAUAAAGUUGAUUUGGAAUGUAGGUACCUAGCUGCAAAAUGCCAUUUUGCAGGAAAAGAAUACAAAGAAGCUCUUGAUGUGUUAAAUGUUAAUGAAUCAAAUGUUUCUGUUAUUUCAAAUAAACCUGCUGAUGGCUUAGAUAUUGAUGCAGAUGAUGAUGUUGCAAGUGCUAUUCUUCUUUUAAAAGGUCAGAUUUAUGAAGCAAUGGAUAAUAGGGGUCUUGCAACAGACUGUUUCAAAGAAGCUCUUCAGCAUGAUGUCUAUUGUUAUGAUGCCUUUGAUUCUAUUGUACAGCAUCAGAUGCUAACAAAAGAAGAAGAAAUAAAUCUUAUGAAAUCUUUACCUUUUGAUGCACAAUGUUCUGAAGAUGAGCCAAACAUAGUCAAAUUUUUAUAUGAAACACAAUUAAAGAAAUAUGAUAAACCCAGUGAUUUGUCCAUACCUCCAGAAAUAUCAAUGUUAGCUGAAAAUCUUGAUGUAGGAACAGCUAUGGCUGAAAGGUGCUACUAUAAUUGUGAAUAUGAAGAGUGUUUCCAAAUUACAACAUCUAUUUUGAAUAAAGAUCCAUUUCAUCUGAAUUGUUUGCCUAUCCAUAUUUCAUGCUUAAUGGAACUUGAGAAAACCAAUGCCCUUUUUUACCUUGCUCAUAAGCUGGUGGAUUUAUAUCCUGAGAGUGCAGUUGCGUGGUAUGCAGUUGGGUGUUACUAUUUACAAAUUACUAAAACAGAUGCUGCCAGAAGAUAUUUAAGUAAAGCUACAACAUUAGAUCGAGUAUAUGGUCCUGCAUGGUUAAUGUAUGGACAUUCCUUUGCUGUAGAAAAUGAACACGAUCAGGCAAUGGCAGCUUAUUGUCGGGCAUCUCAGUUAAUGAAAGGGUGUCAUUUGCCUUUGUUGUAUAUAGGUUUAGAAUAUGGAUUGUCAAACAAUAUAAAGUUGGCAGAACGAUUUUUUGCUCAAGCUCGAAGCAUAGCACCGGAAGAUCCCUUUGUUCUUCAUGAAUUAGGUGUUGUGGCCUAUCAAAAUCAAGAUUACGGAAAUGCCCUGAAUUACUUCCAAGAGUCUUUGAAAAGGAUACAAACUAAUAAACAGGCAGCGCUUCCUGAGAAAUGGGAAGGACUGUUAAAUAAUUUAGGUCAUACCUGUAGAAAAUUAAAGUUAUUUGAUGAAGCUUUGAGUUUUCAUGAACAUGCCCUUAUGCUCAUACCUCAAAAUCCAUCAACAUAUGCUGCAAUAGGUUUUGUAUAUAGCUUAACAGAAAAAUGGGCCAAAGCAGUUGAAUAUUUUCAUAAGGCUUUAGGUCUCCAGAGAGAUGAUGUUUUUUCAAAUACUAUGUUGACAUCUGUGAUAGAGCAAUUAGUUAAAGAAACAUCACCUUGUAUAGAUACACCAGAUGAGCUUCUUGAAUACCCAUUUCCUUCAGAUGUGUCCUCUGAUGUAUGCAAUCCUACUGAAGAGACUAGUGACAUCAUGACUGAAAUAAUAACAGAUGACAUUCAGUCAUUAAGUGAUCACACUCAUCAUACGAACAUAUCUAUGGACAUUGAAAUGGAAGGCGAAUGACAAAUUUAGUUGUGUGUUUUUCAUGUCAUUGUUCUCAUUGUUUCCAUUUUUAUCUCAUUGCCAAAAUAAAUAUUUUCAUUUUUUAA